AUGGAUGAGAAUGGAUCUUUCUAUGUCGUUGACUAUGGAAAAGAUGAAGUGAGACGAUAUCGAAGAGGAGAAUCUCAAAGAAUAGUGGUUGCAGGUGGCAAUGGAUAUGGAAAUCGUCUCAAUCAACUCUCUUCGCCACGAUACGUAUUCAUCGAUCAAGAUCAUUCAGUAUAUGUGUCUGAUAGUGGAAAUGAUCGUGUGAUGAAAUGGAUGGAAGGUGCAAAACAAGGCAUUGUUGUGGCUGGUGGUCAAGGAAAAGGAAAUGGUCUUACACAAUUGUCAGAUCCUGAAGGAGUCGUUGUCGAUCAAUUGGGCACUGUCUAUGUGGCUGAUGCAGAGAAUAAUCGAAUCAUGCGUUGGUCCAAAGGAGCCACACAAGGAAGUGUCAUUGUUGGUGGAAACGGUCAAGGAGAACAAUCGAACCAACUCCAUUGGCCCUUCGGUUUGUCAUUCGAUCGAGACGGUAAUGUCUAUGUCGUCGAUUAUGGAAAUCAUCGAGUACAAAAAUUCGAACUUGAAUACAAUCCACAAUGA
Molecule: messenger RNA, 534 nt
Organism: Rotaria sordida
Lineage: Eukaryota; Metazoa; Rotifera; Eurotatoria; Philodinida; Philodinidae
Source: the annotation of a GenBank genome assembly